AUGCAAGCUUCCAACAGCACUGCCAACGGAAUUCUAAACUUGGUGACCGACGUCCAGUUAUCAACAGAAUGCUCUGUAGAACAUAAAACCCUGUUCUCAGGACUCUCGCGAGUCGAGUACAAAGUCGAAUUGUGGGCUGAUGAGAACGAUUUAAGUUUGGGUCUACUUGGUAACGUCAAUAAAGAGGGUUAUGUUCGGUCGCCUAGACUUGCCGGCUCUUCCGCCAGUAGUUAUUUUCAUUGCAAUAGUUAA
Molecule: messenger RNA, 252 nt
Organism: Protopolystoma xenopodis
Lineage: Eukaryota; Metazoa; Platyhelminthes; Monogenea; Polystomatidea; Polystomatidae
Source: the annotation of a GenBank genome assembly